AUGCUUCCACUUGUGCUCCUUCUUCUUCCGUGGCGCAAGUGAUCUCAGUUGCCCAACCUGGGGAUGAGGGCUUCGUUCUGCUGGACGACCGGUUGCUCCAAACGCAAUCGUCGGUCAUGCAGAAGGCCCAGGUCCACGAGGUGCGCAACCUGAUGCCGGAUGGGUACCAAUUAACUUACCGGGCAACGUGGAAGAGCAUUAUUCCUCUCCACGCCGGUACGUCGAUUGGUAUCCAUUACCACUCAAUCAAGGACCUGGGCGAAUUCUCCAUUCACCCAUUCAAAGUCCUCUUCCUUGAAACAUACGGUAUCAUGCCCAGGCAGCUGGCCCCUAAUGGUCACCGUUUGUUGGGCAGCUUCAUCAAUGUCUGUCGGUUCCUCUGUAUUCCUCUUUCCCUUCGUCUCUUUGACCAUAUGUUCGAUGUCCGGCCCGGGUCCAAGGAGACCCUUGGAUUCGUGGUGGUGUCUUCUCACCAAGGCCGGGCAUUUCUCUGUGGCCUUCCUCCCUCCAACAAGAGGUGGAAGGACAAAUACGUCUGCAUCAAAUUCCCCCCGGCCGAUGACCUGGUUGCCUGGGAAACCACUCUCCGGGCCAGGGAUGCCUCCACCCGCGGUCUUUACCAUGUCGGGAAGUGGAGCGUCUACCCCGGCCGGGAGACUGACCCUGAUCCGGAGAUUGUCCUGACUGGGGUGAUUCCCGAAGCCAUCCCCAUCAGCCGGGCGAGGGGAUCCAAAGCCCUGGCCACAGCCACCGCCGUUCCUUCACGCCCGGCGAAGAAGAAGAAGGAGAAAGGUUAUGAUGAUUGGAAGAUCAUGAUGGAAGCACAUCUCUACGCUCUACAUGACUGCAUGUGGAUGGUGCUUGAGGAUGGACCCUUGAAAAUCCAAAUGGAGAAUCCUGAGAGGAAUCUAGCAACUCCUGAUGAAGCCACUAAGUACCCAGGUGUCUGGUACUUAGACAGUGGCUGUUCAAGACACAUGACGGGUGAUGCGAGCCUUUUGAGCAAUCUAAUUCCCUAUGAUGGUCCAAGAGUUACUUUUGGAGGAAGCAAUGAUUUCGGCCUUACUAAAGGGCUAGGAAAUCUGGUGUACAAGGGACUAACCAUCCAAGCUGUAUCUUAUGUUGAAGGACUCAAUUAUAACCUUCUUAGCAUAAGUCAGUUUUGUGAUAAAGGUUACUCCUUGGAAUUCUGCAAGGACAUGGCAUCUCUCAAGAACAUCUCCACAAAUGAAGUCAUUCUCACUGGGAAGAGAAUCAGAAACAUCUAUGAAGUAUUAUGGAGCGAUGUCAAGGAAGCAUGUCUAAUCAGAAAAGACAAGGAUGAAGAAGUCAAUAAAGGAGAUAGAAUGAAGCCCACGGAGUUCAUUCCAUUCAGAAGUCUGCCUCUGAAGACUUCACAGAGAAAUCCGGACUCAGACAGUGCUGAGCCCUCCGGAAAUUUUGGCCAGCCUUCCAAUAUUCCGGAUCUCUCAAACGGCGAUAAUUCCGGAAAUGGCAACCCAGUGCCAAUCCAUCCGGAAACACCAACAACUUCUGUUCUUCAACCAGAAGCUGAACUAAAUCAACCAGUCAAUCCCAAUCAACACAAUCUUCUUAAAGGGAAAAAGUAUGAAGCCAGAUACUGGCUGUACUACUUAUCCUCCAAAGAAGAAAACAGAGCUAGUGCUAGUGCCACUGCAGAAGAAAGCUCAUCAGACAAUGUUCCACUCAUCAAUUUCGCAAAGACUACCAAGAGAAAGCAUGUGGUGUCUCCUUCUCCCAGUGAUGAAGCACCACAGAAUCUUGCUCCAAUAAAUCUUGAAGAAGAAGAAUCCUCUGACCAAGGAGAACUUCAAAAGAAAAAGAAGAGGAAGAUCAACUCUCCAUCAACAUCUGGAAAUGUCAAUCCGGAUGAAUUGAAGGAGAAGGAACCUGCUGAGGAAACAUCUGCUCAAAACCGGAGCCCUCAACAACUUGAAGAAGAAAUUCCUCAAGUCCAAAGCCUUCCAACCUCAUCACCUCAACCUCAAAUAGAUGAUGCAGAUAACCAAUUCUGGCAGCUCUACUAUGGUUGGAAAGCCUGGAAAGUUGGAAAUUCAGCAGAGCAACUGUUGAAUUGGGACCAACAACUGAAGAAUGAGAAGAUCAUCAAAAAGUGCUUAGGAAUACCAGUCAACCACAACUGUGAACAAAUUUUGGAUGACUACUGGGUAUGGCAAAGGAAUCCUGAAGACUUGCAUCUGGAAUACCUGGCCAACACACCAGUUUCUGACUUUGAAGCAGAUGAUGAAGAUCCUGCAGUCUUCAAGUCAAUCUUCUCAAAAGACACAGAAGAUCAAGUGGUUUUCACUUCUGAAGCACAAGGUGUUUUGGAAGCAGCAACUGCAGAUUUCCAAAUACUUCCGGAAACCUCACAUGUUUCUGAAAUGGUUCUAACUGAAGUUGUAGAAGAGAAGGCAGCCUCUCCCCCACAAGAACAGAACCAGGAAACAGCAGAUGAAGAAGAAUUUCAGCCACUAAUCCAAUCUCAAGUUUUGGAGAUUCUCACCACUCCUUGUGAGAUCUCCAAUCCUACUGAAAUUGAGAUCCCGGAAAAGUCAGCAGAAAUUCCGGAACAGUCAGCUCUUCCAGAAACAAUGGAGCAAGCUGUUGAAGCACAAAGGAAUUCUGGAGAAGCUGCAAAGGAAACUCAAAUGGCAGAACUAGAGGUCUCUGAAACUCCAGUAACCAUUUUUGAAGAAGAGAAUACAGCUGAAGAAAGAGACUCCCUCUCUAGGGAUAUAUCAAAUUUUGCGCUUGAAGCAGAAGGAGAGUCUGAAAGAACACUGAAGGUUACUGAUGAAGAAGAUGUACAAGAAGAUGCUGAAUCUCUUCCUAUGCAACUCUUCCAAAGAACACCAUCAUCUCAUCAGGUAACCAACUUUCAUUUCCAUAACUCUUCCACCCCUACUCUUCCGGAUGAGAUACCGGAAAUCUGGACAAAGAAGGUCCAAGGGCUGAUUGAAUCAGCCCUAGCAUCUCAACAUGCCUCCUUUAGGCAAGAGAUAGAGCAAAUGGAAGUCAGGCACACCCAGCUAAUAGAGAAAUAUGAAGGAAAACACAGCGCAGAUCUCAAAGAAAUAAGCAAAUCAGUGCAGAAGACUGUGGAGAUUAUCUCUCUAUUGAGUGAAACUGUGAGCAACACGAUGGAAAUAUAUGCCUCUGACAGUCAACUUCAACUCAAAGAGAUCAACAAAGUCAAAGAGCAAAUAGCGAGUGUCACAGUUAGUCUCCAAAAACAGAUGUCCCUUCUCCAAAUGGACAUCAUAUCAGCCCUAGCAGUAGCUUCUGCAAAUCAGGUAGUGACCAAAGACUACUUGAAGGUGAUCAUUGACAAUCAAAAGGAAGCAUACAAGCUGUUCAGAUUUAUUGGUGCAAACUCUGGAAACCGCAAGAUGGAAGUAAUUCUCCAACAACACAGUCCAUCUCCAAUACCACAGCUCCCUAUUGCAAUCAAAGAAGGAGAAGUAUCUUAUAUUCCUUCUCAUCUGAACUUGACAAAUCUAAUCCUUGAAGCACAGCAAAGAAAUCCGGAAGACUCAGCACAGCUUCUAUCCAGCUUAGGACUGGAUGGAACAGAAUUUAUAGGUUCUUUUGACGAUGAAGAAAAAACCGUUAAGGAAAAGGAGUCAGAAGAAGAGAAAACGCAGGAGCAAACGAAGCUUCCUAAGGAAUGGAGAACGGAGAUUAUCUCGCCAAAGAUUGUUGAGCCGACCCUCUUCAACGACGUCACCUAUGCCCCGUGUAAAGCUCCCUUCCAACAUCAAGGUUUGCUAAAGUUUAUCUCCUUGAAAUACGAUUUUUAUUGUCCUAAUGUCAUUCGUCAAUUCUAUUCAACUCUUCGUAUUACUCUCGGAGAUAGUCCGGAUUUGAUCACCCACAUUGACGGCAAAACCUUUACGGUUAAUGCCAAGACCUUGACGGCUAUUCUUGGUCUCCGUCAAGGUGAAGUCCGUGGAAAUUUUGACAACACCUUUGAGGACAAAGCCAUUUGGAAACAACUCGGCAUCCCUUUUCAUAGGCUUUCAUACGCCAACUCCUCAAACCCGAGUGUCACUAAUCUCACUUUGACACAACGGGUUCUUCAAUAUAUUUUUUGCUAUGUCUUGUUGCCUCGAGACUCAAACCAUGGCAUCGUAAACAAGGAUGACAUCUGUUUGUUUCAUGUUCUUUUGAACGACGUCAAAUUUGAUUGGGUCCAUUUCUUUCUCAUUGCUCUACGUGAUGGCUCUCGACUCCAUCACCUUCGUUUCGCCGUACCUAUAAUGCUUAUCCUUCUUAACUCGGGAGUGGACUUUUCACGGGACAUAAGGGUGCCGGUGAAGAAGACGUGCUUCAUUGAAGAAACGAAGUUCAUCCGUGUCGUUUGCCGGAACGAGGGUGAAAUGCCUCAACGCAGAGUGAACGAGCAAGAAGCAAGCAUCCAUGAGAGCCAAGCCGAGAGCGAGGCCACACGUAGCAAUGCCGAUGAAGGACCGAGCAAUGUAGGAGAAGAAACUAGCCGAGGCGCAAUGAGAGAAGCCCGACGCAGACGCCCAAAACCGAGAGCGGAUGAGCCCGAGCCUUCUUGGGUCCGGAGGAUCUUAGAUUCCAUCACAUGUGUACGUAAUGACAUCAGACAUCUUUCCGAUCGUGUAUCCCGCCUUGAGGAUUCCCGCUUCUCCCGCUCAUACCGAGGUCCACGUCACAGCUUUUCUGGAGGACCCAAGCCGGCUAAUUCUCUUUGACCUUGCUUUAUGCUUUAAUAACUAUUGAUUGUUUUU
This is a messenger RNA of Cuscuta campestris, 4781 nucleotides long. Lineage: Eukaryota; Viridiplantae; Streptophyta; Magnoliopsida; Solanales; Convolvulaceae. The record is from the annotation of a GenBank genome assembly.